Helianthus annuus (common sunflower) is the source of this 1049-nucleotide messenger RNA. Its product is annotated as B3 domain-containing protein At3g19184. The transcript is spliced from 6 exons. The record is from RefSeq and is a predicted model, not a curated record. Gene Ontology annotation, molecular function: DNA binding. Bases 129 to 818 code for a protein of 229 amino acids. NCBI's taxonomy places the organism in Eukaryota, Viridiplantae, Streptophyta, Magnoliopsida, Asterales, Asteraceae.
GCAUUUGCUCGAAUAUCAAGAUACCAUUUUGAAAAUUCAAAUCUUCACUCCGGCGCCCAACCCCAACACUUUACACUCUGCAUUCUCUCCCUCCUUGUUCAUCCACCAGACCUUCAACUUCACAAAAAAUGGUGGCCCGGAAGAACCUAAACUAUGAAGAUUCUCGACAGAAAAGAUUGGAAGAAAACAAGAAACGAAUGGAAGAACUCAAGCUUACUGUUUUGGCUCAAUCUCUUCGAACCAUUUCAACCCCUAAACCCUCUCCUAUGAAGAAGGUGAACCGGACGCCUCGGAAGCCGGUGGACCUGUCUGCGGUGAGGCGGUCGAAUCGGGUAGCGGAUAAGCCACCUGCAAAUUACAAAGAAGUUCCUAUUGAAACAUUGGGAAUCCGUAGGAGUUAUGGCCCAAAGGUACGGGAUUUAUCAAAUCGAGUAUACGCCUCUGAUGAAGACCGAGAGUAUGCUACAGGGAGAGCUGAUGAACUACACUCCACUUUGCAAUCUGAUUUCCCAAGCUUUGUAAAGCCGAUGCUUCAAUCCCAUGUUUCGGGUGGAUUUUGGCUGGGUCUUCCUCACCGGUUCUCCAAGAGCUACCUUCCUAAACGCGAUGAAAUAAUGACGUUGGUUGACAAAGAUGAGGCGGAAUGGAAAGCAAAGUACCUUCCUAGGAAAACCGGACUUAGUGGCGGAUGGAAAGGGUUUGCGGAAGAUCAUAAACUAGCUGACGGUGAUGCACUCGUUUUCCAACUUAUCAAACCAACGGUUUUUAAGGUUUACAUUAUAAGAGUGAAUCAAGCUGAAGAUAGCGAGGAGGCUUAAUUCAGUCAACCUGUAUUGUUAUUAUAAGCAUGUUCAUCUUAUUGAGUGUUUGGAAAUUUCUUUAACUAACCACAACUGUUUAGCACCCAUAACAGUUGUAAGUUUGGGGGGGGGGGGGGGGUUAGGUCAUUGAUCAAUGGUCACCCUUUUGUUAAACUAUAUGUAAACUGGUUGAUUUUUCAUUCAGCAGAAAACUAGUUCUGAUUAAUCAUCCAAACCGAAUCCAGAAAA